AUGCAUAACCUGCUUCUUGGGCUAGUCCAGUACCAUGUGCGCAUGAUUAUUGGUAUGGACAUGCCAGUCAACGAUCGGUACGAUGACGACGUUGACGAUCCCGAGAGCAUGCGCACGCCGGACAGUACGAACAUACGAAAGGAAGUUGAGAAAAUUGAGAAAAUCUUGGUCUCCGAAGAUGCUGCUAAGAAACUCGAUCGAAAGUCGAGAUUGGCCUUGCGACUCAUGUGCCAAAAACGAGGUGUGGAGCAGCCGUCGUGGGGGUCAACGAAGAAGCUGAAGAAGAAAGUCAUAAUUGAUGCGCUAAUGGUGAGUCCACUGCAAAAUUCGUAUAGACCUUCAUUUGAGAUACCUGCACGCUCGAUACCGAUUGCAGCUCACGAUUCAGUCAUAGGGAAAGACUACGUCGAUGAAUGCGCAGAGAAUAUUGCAAAGAAGAGCGAAGACGACGAAUCGAGUAGGGCUGUUGCAGUAUUUUCUGGAAAAGACUUGAGAAAUUUGCAGCACGAUAUAUCACAGACAACCCGUCCGACAUACUCGAGUGGCCCACCAUGCAACAUGGGAACGAAAGCACGGGGAAAGCUGAAAGCAGACCAUUGGAAGGCCGUAAUCGAAUUUGAACUACCCGUCUCCCUUAUGAAGAGAUGGAAACCUUCUACGGCACAUACACAUCCCGACAGGGACACUCGCUAUGCCUUAAUUCGAUCCACAAUGUUGCUUGCGUGCGCGGUGCAGUACGCCACAUCUUAUAUCAUCUCGGAAGAGCACAAACAGAUCUAUACCGAACACAUGCAUUCCUAUGUAUCCGGGAUACGGGAACUGCGUCCUGAUCUAUCUCUCCGUCCGAAUCACCAUGCUGCCCUGCAUCUGGGAGAUUUCUUAUUGAGGUUCGGACCAAUACGAGGCUGGUGGAUGUUUCCUUUCGAGAGGGUGAUAGGAAUACUGCAGCAAACCAACACAAACGGCAAAUUGGGUCAAUUGGAAAAAACGAUGUUAGAAUCAUUCUGCGCAGCGGCGAAUAUCAAAGCUUUCUUGAAAUGUGCUGAGUGUCCAGACGUCCUGCGGAAGUGCUCGUCUAUUAUCGAAAGCUGCUUCAAUGAAGGUGACCGCGGAACGUUGAUGUCAGACAUC
Messenger RNA from Laetiporus sulphureus 93-53, 1131 nucleotides. RefSeq lists its product as uncharacterized. The transcript has 3 exons. The record is from RefSeq and is a predicted model, not a curated record. Lineage: Eukaryota; Fungi; Basidiomycota; Agaricomycetes; Polyporales; Laetiporaceae. The annotation marks the transcript as partial.